GACGCGUCAUGCCAACGACCGCGAGCGCUCCGGAGGACAUCUGUUGAAACCAUCGUAUACGCGCGAUUUUAAGAGUACAUUUCUUUUUCUCUUCCCGCAGAUUCUCUGUACUCACUCUCUCUCGUUCAUUGGCUUUCUCUUCGCCGUCGUCGGAUUUUUUUUUUAUUAUUGCCAUUAUCGUUAUUAGUACCAUUUACUUUUCUCACGCUUCCGGGCGCGAGUCAUCCGCUCACCAUCACGAGACAAAAUCCCAUCGCAGCAUAGGUUCCUAUAUUCUGCCGUCAUUCAUACACUAUAGCGAAUAAGUAUUCAAAAAGAGCACUUCUCUCUGCUCUCACGUAUCCCGUAGCUGCCGCCGCUGCCACCCCGAAACUAUAGUAACAUCAACGCCACUGCGACUAUUGCAGCAUUGACAAACCGCUGCGCGCGGCCACUCGGCGACAGCGGCGGCAGUGGCGGUGGCGGACGGCAGUCAGUCAGUCAGUCGCUCACAUCGCGGGCCGCGUAACCGUCGUGCAACGAGACCAGUCUCGCACUGCAGAGGUGUAUAAAAUCGCACUUAAACGUCGUCCGGUCACAGCCGCCGCCGCGAUCUUCUGAUCGCCGUCCCGCGGUCAUAACAGCGGUCGCGACAUGUUGCUAAGCCGAAGAUUGCGGCUGGGCGGCGGCCUGCUGGCGCUGAGCGUCGUGGCGCUGUUCACGGCCCACCCGUCACUGGUCAGGGGUGGUAGCUCGCACAAUCUGGAGAGCCACCAGUACAAGGACUCCAGGAAGUGUCUGUUGCAGCUGACGGCCAGGAUGUUGGGUUGUGGCGGUGGCAGCGGCGUCAAACGGACAGUCGGGACGACCGUCAAACUUCGGCCGGACAAACGCCAACGYGGUGGCAACGAUGACGACGACAACGAUUUGGAUCAGAACAAUAAUAAUUUCGAUUACAAUUACGACGACGACGGCGGCGGUGGUGGCGGCGACGGUGGCGACGGCACAAACUCCAGACAGACGUUUUACGAACCGCCGCUGAUCACGGACCCGAGGGACAGGAUGUUGCCCGUCAUCUACAGCCCGAGGCCAAUGUACGCGCCGCCACGCCAUCAGCAGCAACAGCCGCAGCAACCGCAGCAGCCGUACAACAGGUACGACGACCAAGGCGUCGCCCCGAUCAACCCGUUCGAGGUGCCCAUCAUCAUCGGUAGUUAUCAAAACGUCGACGUAAAAUUGAAUCAAGAAAUGAUCCCAGAGUGUCCGCCCACCGAAGAUGGAUUCGAACGAUUUGCUUGUCCCACUCCAGACAAGGAAGGACGGUUCAGGUGCAUAGACGACCACGUUCUGUGUGACGGAUACAUUGAUUGUCCAAAUGGCGACGACGAAGACAGAAAGAAUUGUUUCUUCUUCAAAACAACUAAAGCUCAUCUGGACAUACUAGCAGACGCUCUUCUACGAUGGGCAAGAGGACGCUAAUCUAAAAUGUAAUUUAAAACAAUAUCUUGAUAAAACGCCUACGACAAUUUAAAUUAAAAAACCAUAAUUUCAA
Molecule: messenger RNA, 1531 nt
Organism: Diuraphis noxia (Russian wheat aphid)
Lineage: Eukaryota; Metazoa; Arthropoda; Insecta; Hemiptera; Aphididae
Product: low-density lipoprotein receptor domain-containing jelly belly protein
Biological process (GO): positive regulation of MAPK cascade
Cellular component (GO): terminal bouton
Molecular function (GO): protein binding; transmembrane receptor protein tyrosine kinase activator activity
Source: RefSeq, a predicted model, not a curated record